AUGUUGGCUCUGUUAAAGUGUUCAUCAUUGAAUGGUUUCUGUCGGACGUUUGUGUCGUCUUCAAGCAGGUGCUAUUCCAGCAGACUCUCCAAAAUCUCUCAAGCUUUUAGCGGCAUUGGGGGGCAAGCUCAGCCUGCAAUGGAAGGAAGUGAUCACGCUACAAAGUUUUCUUACGAUCAACAAAUCUCCUCACAGAGGGUCCGUGGCGCAGAUGCUGAAACCGGCGUAAUUCCAACAAGCUGGCAGAAACGCUGUCUGGUGAUCACAAGACUGUACAACACGAUGGGUGACAUCCCACAAUACGUUUCAGGUGGAACGAUGAACCGUAUGCACGAUAGAAUGCGUGUCGUCUUCAUAGUAGUAGCUGUUGCUUGUUUCUUUGCUUUGUUCUACUACUCACACUAUGCGAAUGUCAAGAAAGUUGCUCGCGAUCGUCAGGCCGGAAAAAUCGUCAAGCAUAUGUGA
This is a messenger RNA of Haemonchus placei, 465 nucleotides long. Lineage: Eukaryota; Metazoa; Nematoda; Chromadorea; Rhabditida; Trichostrongylidae. The record is from the annotation of a GenBank genome assembly.